Messenger RNA from Alligator mississippiensis (American alligator), 3636 nucleotides. RefSeq names its product ring finger protein 1 (gene RING1). The transcript has 7 exons. Gene Ontology annotation, cellular component: PcG protein complex; ubiquitin ligase complex. Gene Ontology annotation, biological process: negative regulation of DNA-templated transcription. The record is from RefSeq and is a predicted model, not a curated record. Gene Ontology annotation, molecular function: ubiquitin protein ligase activity; chromatin binding. Bases 131 to 1162 code for a protein of 343 amino acids. NCBI's taxonomy places the organism in Eukaryota, Metazoa, Chordata, Crocodylia, Alligatoridae.
AGUGACGUUACGGUCGCUGGCAGGCCCUGCCCCUUUCCCUGCCCCCACCCCACUAAGAAAGUGGAAGGGAGGAAAAAACAGAGACACGCUGUGUGCGCGCCCCGCGCCCGGCCCCGGCCCCGGCCCCGCCAUGGCCACGCCGGCCAACGCGCAGAGCGCCAGCAAGACGUGGGAGCUGAGCCUGUACGAGCUGCACCGCACGCCGCAGGAGGCGAUCAUGGACGGGACGGAGAUCGCGGUGUCCCCGCGCAGCCUGCACAGCGAGCUGAUGUGCCCCAUCUGCCUGGACAUGCUGAAGAACACCAUGACCACCAAGGAGUGUCUGCACCGCUUCUGCUCCGACUGCAUCGUCACCGCCCUGCGCAGCGGGAACAAGGAGUGCCCGACGUGCCGAAAGAAGCUGGUGUCGAAGCGCUCGCUGCGGCCAGACCCCAACUUUGACGCCCUCAUUUCCAAGAUCUACCCAAGCCGGGACGAGUACGAGGCCCAUCAGGACCGGGUGCUGGCCAAGCUCAGCCGCCUGCACAACCAGCAGGCUCUCAGCAGCAGCAUCGAGGAGGGCCUCAAGAUGCAAGCCAUGCACAGGGCCCAGCGGGUGCGGAAGCUACACCAGGAGUCAGACAACACCACAUUCAGCGGCGGGGAGGACAACUGCGACAGCCGCUCACACCUGAGCAACGCCUCGGCCCCCAGCCACCCGGAGGCAGGGCCCAGCCGCAAGCGCUCCCGCGCUUCUGACGACUCCGGGCCAGACCCCGACCCUGAGACAUCCCAUGAGGGCGGGGGCCGCGGCAGCCCUGAGCCAGGUGCUGAACCAGGCAGCAGUGAGAUUGAGCUGGUCUUCCGGCCCCACCCAUUGCUGGUGGAGAAGGGUGAAUACUCCCAGACCAGGUACGUGAAGACAACAGCCAAUGCCACUGUUGACCACCUCUCCAAGUACCUGGCCCUGCGCAUUGCGCUGGAGGAGACACCGGCGCCGGGGCCUGAGGCCCCUGGCCUGGAGGACGUGAGCGAGAAGCAGUACACGAUCUACAUCACCACCCCGGGGGGGGCCUUCACGACCCUGAACGGCUCUCUCACCCUGGAGCUGGUGAAUGAGAAGUACUGGAAGGUCAGCAAGCCCCUGGAGCUGUACUAUGCCCCCACCAAGGAACAGAAGUAGGGGGGUUUCCUUCAGUCUGGAUGGCAAGGGGGUCCUGCUUCUGCCCCACUGCUGCAUCUCCUUUUCUACAGAUGCUGGAGCUGCUGGGGAGAGCAGAGGCAGGGUCCCCCAUGAGAUGGGGAGCCCUCCCCUCCUCCAACACCCACCCAGGGCAGGGGGUGCUGCCCCCUGGACACAGACUUCUGUCCCGCCCUCACUGGGGCCAUGCAGGGGAUGCCCCUCUUUGCCUUCGGCUCCCAGUGACUUGAGCACAGACCCCGCCCCCUCCCCCCCAAGCACAUCCCAGACGGGUGCCACCCACUGCUUUAUCCUCCCCAUCUUAGCACUGGGAGAGGGUCCCUGCUGCCAGGGACCAAGGGAGAGGGGUGGGCUUUUUCUAAGUGGUUUUGCUGUUCACAGUGUGGGAUUCAUUAAGGCAUUUUGGUCUCUUUGAAGCAGCAGAGUUUGAGCUUCUUGCUUGGAGGAAGUGUGGAGCAGAGCCCCUAAGCAGAGGGGCGUUGGGGGAUGGGGAGAGGGGGCAUCUGGGGUAGAACCCCGGUGUCCUGACUGUCACCCCUGCCACCCUCAAAGGGGACGUCCUCACUCCCUUGCUCCCCAAAGCAUUAGUCUAUUAAACACCACUGCAGCUGUGCCCUCUCCUCGGUGCUGGAGGUGUAGCUUGCCCUCCGAGGAGAGCGAGGUGUCCAGCAGAACCUGCCACCUUUCCUGGCAAGCUGGCACGUACCACUCUGCCAUCAGUCUGACCGCAAGCCUGGACCAGGCCUCAGGUGGAUCUGGCCUGACCUGCCAUGACCCUAGGAGGUCCCUCAGUCCCUGCUGCAGCUUCUACAUCUCUGUUGGCAUCACCAGCAGAGCCCCAGGCACGGAGAGAGAGAGCAUCUGGGGUUGCCCAGCACAAGCACCAGGUUCUGUGGGUAGGCCCAUGACUGCCUGCCCUGCUUCCCUGGCUGUUCUCACCGGGGGGCGUCUGACUGAGACCCUAGGGGUCCGUUUGUCAGGGGCAUCAGGGGCAACCGCAGCACAUGGGUGAUGCGGUCCAUGGGGAUGGGCCCUGCCCUUGAUGGGGGGAUGCCCCUGGAUGCACCAAUUGCUACGCAGGGCUGCGUGUGCAUGGGCAUGAAUGAGAGAGACAGGGAGGGGGAUGGGCACGAGGGGGUGAAAAGGCAACCAAUCAACAGGGGGAGAGCAGGUGUGGCAUCAUGAGUCGGGGAGGGGCAGAGUCCUGGGAGUGGCUGCAAGGCAGGGAUGGCAGUUGUGGGGAGGGGCUGGAAAUGGACCCCGCCCCCCCAUUGUGACCCCAGGGCUUGGGGGGGAUCACUCCCUAGGGGCUAUGAGGUGGUGUUCCCCUGCCCCAACACACGGGCAUCUCCCCAUAGCCCUUCCCCAUCAUGACCCAGCAGAGCCCAAGCUCCUUCCCCCCCAUGCACUCACAACUCACCCUAGUCCCAUUCCUGAGGCAGGACAUGCAUUGUGGGGGAGCAAGAACAGAGGUAGUGGGUUGCUUUGUGUCAUGGAGGAGGCCCCCCAAGCACCUGGGUGCUGCUAGGAAGCCCUAGCAGGAACCCCAGACCCACCCCCGCCUCGCCCAAUGCUGCCCUUGGAGAAGGACCUCUGCCCUGACACAUCAGGGCACGGGAACAGAUGCCCCAGGUCAGGGUUGGGGCUUCCCACCGCAUCCCACAGGCAUGAUGGGUAGGGGCUGGUGCCAUGGGUCUCAUGGGACUGAUGCUCGUCCCCCACCACACAAACACAGGCUUGUGCUUCAGCUUUUGGGUGCUGGAGUAGGGGAACCAGGGGCCUGCAAAAACCCCAGCUCACAGCAGGAUGGUUGUCUGUGCCUGCAAGGUAAAGUCAUAGAAAGUUAGGGUUAGAAGGAACCUCUGGAGGUCAUCUAGUCCACCCCAACUAGAUCAUCCCAGCCAAAAAGUAAGUGCAUACUGGUUUGUUUUGUGUCCCUGUGAGCCAAAGGGCCUAUGCCAUCGUACAGUCUCCCCAUAUUGCCCAGAGGUCCGUGAUCACCAGGGCUUGUCACAGCAGGGGUGCCAUGAACACUGAGUUGGAUUUUUAAUACCAUGUCACUGUGUUGGUCUGGGCAAUGCAUGGAUUUUUAGUGCUCUCUUACUGGGCCAGCUGUGUACUUGGGGGAGCUGUUGACCGAGCCAUCAGGUAUCAAGUAGUCUGAGAAACACAGCUCAACCGACUGCCUUUCUGUAUCGGUGGGGAACUUCCCUGCAAAUCCACAUGCUCUGCUUGGAGGGAGAGAUGGAGGAGGACUGGGAGCUAGGAGUUGGAGCAGUUAUCAAGACAAAAUAGGUGCAGUAGAACAGCUCAUUGAAUCAGCAAGCUUUUGUGAGUGUCAUCAGCAUCUGAUGAAGUGAACUUGAGCUAAUGAAAGCUUGUGCUCCAUAUGUUUCUUACCUAGGGUGUCUAUAAGGUAUGUCUACCCUGCCACGGGCCAUAAAACCAUGUAUUGA